GUUAUCAAAAUAUGUUAUCAGUGUUGAAUCACUUUUCAAGAGAGACGUCCAAUUUGUAGCAGCGAAGAAUUUUCAGUUUAUAAAAAUUAAAUGUCAAAUGAAAAAAAUGAAGACUAAAAGUGUUUUGUAUUAUCUCGCAAUUGGUUUAUUGAUAUUAGGAUUCUUCAUCGAAGAAACUGAAGGACGUAGGAAAAUUUUGCGUGGACGUAAAACUAUAACGAGACGAUAUUACAGAGGUGCAGCGAUACCAGCAUGGUCUAUUGUUCUCAUUUCCGGACUAGGAAUGCUGGUUAUUGGUGGAGGUUUAUAUUUAAUUCUAAAGAAAUUUAUAAUCGAUGACAAUCCCAUGGAAGGAACAACUUAUCAACCUGUGAUACAAGGCGAUGUUUAAUUAAAUUCAAAUAUAAAACUUCCAUUAUUCACACGAAAUGUCAUUAUUAUUACUAUAAUCAUUAUAAAUUAUGUAAAAUAAUCAAAUUGUACAAAGCCAAGAAUACAGACUCGGUUCUUUCUAUUUCUAUAAA
This is a messenger RNA of Leptopilina heterotoma, 524 nucleotides long. RefSeq lists its product as uncharacterized. The record is from RefSeq and is a predicted model, not a curated record. The transcript is spliced from 3 exons. The coding region runs from base 98 to 391 and encodes 97 amino acids. Lineage: Eukaryota; Metazoa; Arthropoda; Insecta; Hymenoptera; Figitidae.